Messenger RNA from Kwoniella botswanensis, 1617 nucleotides. RefSeq lists its product as uncharacterized. The transcript has 12 exons. The record is from RefSeq and is a predicted model, not a curated record. NCBI's taxonomy places the organism in Eukaryota, Fungi, Basidiomycota, Tremellomycetes, Tremellales, Cryptococcaceae. Gene Ontology annotation, molecular function: protein serine/threonine kinase activity; ATP binding. Gene Ontology annotation, biological process: intracellular signal transduction; peptidyl-serine phosphorylation. The coding region runs from base 1 to 1617 and encodes 538 amino acids.
AUGGCAUAUCGACCCCCUCAAGCUCAACCAGGAGGAGCAGGUCCUUCAUCCGGCCUUACCCCUUCUACCAAUCCUGGUGGAAAUGGUCGUACCAGUCCUAUGCCAAACGUACCAUCCGUUUCGGCUCAGAACCUCGGUCAACCAGGUUCAUCAGGUUCUUUACACCCUUCUCAAUCUUCAUCUUCCUCCUCCUCUAACGCAGUAGGCGGUGGAGAUAAAGGACCAGAUUAUGUAUAUUUUGAACGACGUCCUUCACAAUUUGGUGAAUCGGUACAAGGGAAGGCGAUGGCUGCAAAGAUGAAAUUGGAAUUGUUCUAUAAGGAAGCUGUUGAAGGUGUUGUAGGAAGGAAAGAACGACGAACAGCAUUGGAGAAACAACUAGCAGCGGACGCUUUGACACCUGAUACUUUGAAGGCUAGACAACUCUUAGCUCUCGGAAGAAGGGAGAGCAACUUCCUCCGUCUCCGUCGUACUCGGAUCGGAUUAGAAGAUUUCAGAACCGUCAAAGUCAUAGGUAAAGGUGCUUUCGGUGAAGUCAGAUUGACCCAAAAGGUAGAUACGGGUAAGAUCUACGCUAUGAAGACGCUCAAGAAGAAUGAGAUGUUCAAGAAAGAUCAGCUCGCACAUGUUAGAGCUGAGAGAGACGUAUUGGCAGAAUCAAAUUCCCCAUGGGUAGUACAGCUCUAUUACUCUUUCCAAGAUACUCAAUAUCUCUAUCUGGUUAUGGAGUUUCUACCCGGAGGUGAUCUGAUGACUAUGUUGAUCAAAUACGAUACUUUCUCUGAAGACGUGACUAAAUUUUACAUGGCAGAAUGUAUCUUGGCUAUUGAAGCUGUACACAAUCUCGGGUUCAUUCAUCGAGACAUCAAACCCGACAACAUCUUAAUCGAUUCAAUGGGUCACAUCAAAUUAUCAGAUUUCGGUCUCUCAACGGGAUUCCACAAACAACACGAUUCAGCAUAUUAUCAAAGACUGUUAGGUGGUGAAGGUAACCAGACUACUCGACCUCAAGCGGGUAACGCAUCGAGAAACAGUGUGAUGGUCAAUGCGAUCAACUUGACAAUGACGAGUAAACAGGAUAUAGCUACUUGGAAAGCUAAUAGGAGGAAGUUGGCUUAUUCGACUGUUGGAACGCCCGAUUAUAUCUCACCUGAAAUCUUCCUCCAACAAGGGUAUGGAAAGGAGUGCGAUUGGUGGUCUUUGGGCGCUAUCAUGUUUGAAUGUUUGGUUGGAUACCCUCCGUUCUGUUCUGAGAAUGCCCAUGAUGUAUAUAGGAAAAUUAUUGAUUGGAGAAACCACCUAUUCUUCCCUGAUGAUGUCCAUCUCAGUCGUGAAGCCGAGGAUCUGAUUCGAAGAAUGUUGUGCGAGGCCGACAAGAGGUUGACUGUUGAGCAGUUGAAAGCUCAUCCUUUCUUCUACGGUGUCGACUGGUCAACCAUCAGAGACAUAGAUGCACCUUUUGUUCCUCACCUGAGGUCCAUUACCGAUACUUCUUAUUUCCCCACAGACGAAUUGGACCAAGUUCCGGAAGUCCCAAGUGGUGCGGAUACUGGUUCGGAUGCGAAGAAGGAUCUGGCUUUCUUGGGUUAUACGUUCCGUCGAUACGAAAUGCUCUAA